GGUUCCCAGGCGCGCCUUGAUUAAAGACUAGCAGAAAUCUGCAACGGACAUGACGGACCUUUGAGAAACGUGUUUGCUUCGUGCACGUAACUCAGGCUCAGUAGGUAUUAAAAACUGUGAAGAAACAGGUUACGUGAACUUUAAGCUCUACCACAGAUCUGUUGAUGCUGCACCAUGGACGCAGAUUUGUAUGAUGAGUUUGGUAAUUAUAUUGGACCUGAGCUUGAUAGUGAUUCAGAAGAUGAGGAAUCAGAAGAGGAAGGUCCUGAACCACAGUUGGAAAUUGAGGAGGAUGAAGAUGAACAAGUGGAGGCAGGGGACAUAUCCCAGGCUGUUGUGCUUCAUGAAGACAAAAAGUACUAUCCAACAGCUGAGGAAGUGUAUGGACCUGAUGUCGAGACCAUUAUACAUGAAGAAGAUACUCAGCCACUCACAGAUCCCAUCAUUGCACCAGUGAAACAAAAAAAGUUUACAAUGACAGAACAAGAUCUUCCAUUGACAAUGUAUGACAUGGAAUAUCUUGCUGAUAUGAUGGACAAUGCAGAACUGAUCAGGAAUGUGACAUUGGCUGGACAUUUACACAAUGGAAAGACAUCAUUUGUGGACUGCUUGAUGGAACAGACCCACCCAGAGCUCAGAGUUAAGGAGGAUGGUAGUAUCAGAUAUACAGAUACCCUCUUCACAGAACAAGAGCGGGGUGUGAGCAUCAAGGCCCAACCUGUUACUUUAGUUAUGCCAGACAGUAAAGGGAAGCACUUUCUUAUGAACAUCAUGGAUACCCCUGGGCAUGUUAAUUUCUCUGAUGAGGUGACAGCAGCAUACCGUCUUAGUGAUGGUGUUGUGAUAUUCAUUGAUGCAGCUGAAGGUCUCAUGUUGAAUACUGAGCGUCUCAUUAAGCAUGCUGUACAGGAGCAGGUUGCUGUCACCAUCUGUAUCAACAAAAUCGACAGACUGGUGCUAGAGCUGAAGCUGCCACCUGCUGAUGCAUACUAUAAACUAAGGAACAUCAUUACAGAGAUCAAUGGGCUGAUGAGUGUGUACUCUGAUGAGGCUGAGCCGAUGAUGGUGUCACCAUUACUGGGCAAUGUCUGUUUUGCCAGUUCACAAUACAGCAUGUGCUUCACACUCGCAUCGUUUGCCAAGAUUUAUGCUGAUUCCUAUGGUGGCAUUGACCACCAGGAGUUUGCUAAGCGACUCUGGGGAGAUAUCUACUUCAAUCCAAAGAUCCGGAAGUUUACCAAGAAGUCUCCAGUCAGUACAGCCCAGCGUAGCUUUGUCGAGUUCAUUUUGGAACCCAUGUACAAACUAUUUGCUCAGGUUGUGGGUGAUGUGGACAGUACAUUACCAGGAGUACUGGAUGAGCUUGGUAUUCAUCUGACUAAGGAAGAAAUGAAGAUGAAUAUUAAACCGCUACUCAAACUUGUGUGCAGUAAAUUCUUUGGUGAUUUUACAGGGUUUGUCGAUAUGUGUGUAGAUCAUGUCCCAUCCCCUGUAGCUGCUGCUAAAAUGAAGAUAGAACACUUGUACACUGGACCUGUGGACUCGGACUUGGUUGACACAAUGAUUGAAUGUGAUCCAGAGGGUCCUCUGAUGCUGCACACCACCAAGAUGUACAGCACAGAGGAUGGGGUAAGUUUCCAUGCCUUUGGGCGUGUCAUGAGUGGCACUAUCCAUGCUAAUCAAGAAGUGCGUAUUCUUGGAGAGAACUACACCUUAGAAGAUGAGGAAGAUUCCAGGAUCAGUCUGGUUGGGAGGCUUUGGAUUUCAGAAGCAAGAUACAAAAUUGAGGUGAACCGUGUGCCAGCAGGCAACUGGGUAUUGAUAGAGGGUGUAGAUGAACCAAUUGUCAAGACAUCCACCAUCACAGAGAGCAGAGGGCUGGAUGAGGUCUACAUCUUUCGCCCUCUGAAAUUCAACACCAGCUCAGUCAUCAAGAUUGCUGUGGAACCUGUCAAUCCUUCUGAACUACCUAAAAUGUUAGAUGGACUACGGAAGAUCAAUAAAAGCUACCCCCUCAUCACAACUAAGGUUGAAGAGUCGGGUGAACAUGUGGUUUUAGGCACUGGUGAGCUGUACUUGGAUUGUGUUAUGCAUGACCUGAGGAAGAUGUACUCUGAAAUAGAUAUCAAAGUUGCUGAUCCUGUGGUGGCCUUCUGUGAAACAGUGGUAGAGACUUCAUCACUCAAAUGUUUUGCUGAGACACCCAACAAAAAGAAUAAGCUGACCAUGAUUGCUGAGCCUCUGGAAAAAGGUCUGGCUGAAGACAUUGAGAAUGAAGUUGUACAGAUCAACUGGAACAGGAAGAGAUUAGGAGAGUUCUUCCAGACCAAGUAUGACUGGGAUUUACUGGCUGCUCGUUCUAUCUGGGCCUUUGGACCUGAUGCUACAGGUCCUAACAUCUUAGUAGAUGACACCCUACCAUCUGAGGUGGAUAAGGCAUUGCUGAACUCCGUAAAGGACAGCAUUGUACAAGGAUUCCAAUGGGGAACAAGGGAAGGACCACUAUGUGAUGAACCCAUUCGGAAUGUCAAGUUCAAGAUUCUCGACGCAGUCAUAGCUGGGGAACCGAUUCAUAGAGGAGGAGGUCAAAUUAUCCCCACUGCCAGACGUGUAGCUUACUCCGCCUUCCUUAUGGCCACACCCCGCUUGAUGGAACCAUACUACUUUGUGGAGGUGCAAGCCCCAGCUGAUUGCGUGUCAGCUGUAUACACUGUGCUGGCAAGGAGAAGAGGUCAUGUUACUCAAGAUGCACCUGUACCUGGCUCACCUUUGUAUACCAUCAAAGCCUUCAUUCCAGCAAUUGACUCCUUUGGCUUUGAGACUGACUUGAGAACACACACUCAGGGGCAGGCAUUCUGUCUGUCUGUCUUUCACCACUGGCAGAUUGUUCCUGGUGAUCCUUUGGAUAAGAGUAUCGUGAUACGCCCCCUUGAGCCACAACCUGCAAUGCACCUUGCUCGAGAGUUCAUGAUUAAGACCAGAAGAAGGAAGGGCCUCAGUGAGGAUGUCAGUAUCAACAAGUUCUUUGAUGAUCCUAUGUUGUUGGAGUUGGCCCGACAGGAUGUGUUGCUGAACUACCCUAUGUAAAUGGACCAGUGACAGGAAGACAGCACUCAGCAAGAGGGAUAGUUGAUUUUUCCAACUUGUAGACAAUAAUCAUGCUACAUAGAGCUGAGACAUAGUCAUGCCAUUUUGGAAUAGAUACCAAUUCUGUUUUAUUGUCAGAACUGUUUACUCUUGUUUGAUCAUGCAGACUAUGGGCUGCAUGGAGGAACUUUUGAUUGUGUGGCCUUUUGAUUUUGAAUUAUGUGGCCUACAAAUGAGAACCAAUGAAGGACAUACUGCAGUGUGUGUACCGGAUUUCUUGUGUGUCAGGAGUAAGUCUUUGCAUUUGUCUUUUUGUAGCAAUGAUUUUGUCCUUACCAUGGAGGUGACAGGUACCACCAAUCUGCUUCAGAUUUGUAAUUUUACCCCUGCUAUGUCCUUGUGGUUAAUGUACAAUUUGUACCCCACCAAAUAUGUUGUUUUUAGUACUGGAAGUAUUUGUGAUUUAACAAGUUUCACUUACCACACUCGCACAUGUUGCAAGGUGUAGAGUUAUGUUGCAGCUCAAAGUGUAUCUCCUGUUUCCAUUCUCUGCUGCUCAGGCAAACACUAAAUGAAAUAUGUCAGAGGGCACUGUGCUCAUACAAACACUGGCAUGGUAAUAGCAAUAUGUAUUAUUAUACCAGAGCUACAGUUGAGUGUAUUGUCUGCACGUCUCUGGGUACCUCCAAUGGAGUGAAGACCAACAGCUACUGUAGCUCAGACAACAGACUCAGAUGUAGCCUAAGACUUAGUUUUGUGAAUGCUUUAUUCAGAUGCCUUUUUAAUGGUAAAAUAUUCAAAUUGUAUGUGCACUGACAUGGCAGAACUACAACCACAAAUACAUAAAAAGGCACUUUUAGCUACCUUUCACAUAAUGAAAGUUGUUUAAAUAAGUAGAUACUUCUAAGUUUGGUCAUUAUGUAUUCAAAUCCUGGCUUUUCUGAAGUAUCUGUGUUUUUUAAUUGGAUAGUUGUGACCAAAUAUUUAGCUUGUGGGGGAGAAUUUUGAAGAAUUGUGAAAAAUAAAGUCAUUUCCGUACAAAAGGU
Molecule: messenger RNA, 4133 nt
Organism: Acanthaster planci (crown-of-thorns starfish)
Lineage: Eukaryota; Metazoa; Echinodermata; Asteroidea; Valvatida; Acanthasteridae
Gene: eftud2
Product: elongation factor Tu GTP binding domain containing 2
Biological process (GO): mRNA splicing, via spliceosome
Cellular component (GO): cytosol; U2-type catalytic step 2 spliceosome; U4/U6 x U5 tri-snRNP complex
Molecular function (GO): GTPase activity; GTP binding; U5 snRNA binding
Source: RefSeq, a predicted model, not a curated record